Molecule: messenger RNA, 7588 nt
Organism: Lepisosteus oculatus (spotted gar)
Lineage: Eukaryota; Metazoa; Chordata; Actinopteri; Semionotiformes; Lepisosteidae
Gene: slit2
Product: slit homolog 2 (Drosophila)
Biological process (GO): negative regulation of cell growth; negative chemotaxis; retinal ganglion cell axon guidance
Molecular function (GO): heparin binding; calcium ion binding; Roundabout binding
Source: RefSeq, a predicted model, not a curated record
UUUCUGCGUUUCUUUCAGUGCUGUCAACUGCUUCAGUUAAACCAUGUGAGAAACGGAAUAAUUGCAUCGGAUGUAAAGUCAAGGCAAACACACAUUUUCGUCUAAUCAGCUCUUGAAGAAAAAAAUGAAUAACUUUCAAGAAAACAGCAUUAAAAUAGUAAACCUUUAAAAGAAGAGGGAUUAUAAUAUAAUUUAGAACAUCUUUUCUAUAAAACACGAACUUUACUGUGGGCUUUGCUGACCCGGAUUGGUGUUUGUUUUUAUGCAAUAUAUUUUGCAUUAUUUAUUUUUUAACCUGGUGCAGUCGCCGCAAUUGCUACAUAGGGAACACCCCUAUUUUUUCAGGAUUCCGGGGGUUUUCUUCCUUUUUUCUGCUUUGCAAGAAAAAUAACGUUUGUGGAUUAUAUAUAUAUAUUUUUAAUAAUAUUGCGAGAAAUAACGGAUAAGCGUGUACUGAUAACUUCGGUAAUUGUCAUUGUCAGGAGCUGCAGUUGCUUUCCAAAUGAGAGCAGCUCUCCACUUGCCGUCAGGUGUCUGCUUCAGAGCGGUGUGGGAGGCAAGGCGCUAAAUAUUGGCUGACGUCUUAUUGCAAGCAUUUCAUCUACCUUCAGGGAGGACGGGGACUCCUAAUUUCUUAUACGGUUGAAGAGUUCUGGAGGAUUUUUGGAUAUAGCUGCAGACCUGCCCAUUCUCGCUGUUCGUAUAGCAUUUUGUUGACUUGAAGUUGGAUACAAAGCAUUCUGUACUUCCGACAUUCAGUAACGAGAUGAUGAAUGUAUGAAGAGAAAUCACUACCUUCUCUUUUUAUGUCCUGCGCGCAGACCUCUCCUGUGUACGUUUUGAAAAUCCAAACAGUUUACAAUAAUCAAAUAACAUUUUGACCCGAGCUGUACAAGGCACCGACAGCAACACCAGCGUUUUUAAUAUAUAGUGUGGCGAACUUUUUUCUGUGACUUAACUACUGCAGUAUCAAAGAUCCAAUCAGUACGUGUACUGCACUUCUGUUGCCUGAAGAAGUGACUUUGUUUCAAGGAAGCUGCUGUGCUCACACAGGCAAACGACUUCAGACCUCUGCAUCGAAGUGCUUAAAAGGAAAACCUCUUGUUUUCUCUUCAUCUCACUUACCGGUGGUUUCUUAGAAUCUAAAUCUGUAUUCCGUCGUGUGAUUGACAUUGUGUCUUGUGAAACGCAGACUUUCAUCUAGCUUUGAUUGCGCUCUUCAUAUCGCCGAGAGACCAUUUACUGCUGAAAAUGCUCGUGUAUCGUAUCUUGUCCCUUUCACUUGGGCUGUUGCUGGUUGUUUUAAGUGCAGUGGAGCCCCAGCCGUGCCCAGCUCCAUGCUCUUGCUCCGGCACCACGGUGGACUGCCACGGACAGGGAUUGCGCAACGUGCCGCGGAACAUCCCCAGGAACACCGAGAGACUAGAUUUGAAUGCAAAUAACCUCACAAGAAUUACAAAGUCUGAUUUUGCAGGACUAAGGCAUUUAAGAGUCCUGCAACUCAUGGAGAAUAAGAUCAGCACGAUUGAGAGGGGAGCAUUCCAGGAUUUGAAAGAGCUAGAAAGACUGCGACUGAAUAGGAAUAAUCUACAAGUGCUGCCAGAACUACUUUUCCUUGGAACAAUGAAGCUGUACAGACUAGAUCUCAGUGAAAAUCAGAUCCAGGGUAUUCCAAGGAAAGCAUUCAGAGGUGCUGUUGAUAUAAAAAAUCUGCAACUGGAUUACAACCAGAUCAGCUGUAUCGAGGAUGGGGCGUUCAGGGCUCUGCGCGACCUGGAAGUGCUCACACUUAAUAACAACAACAUCACUCGCCUCUCUGUUGCAAGCUUCAACCAUAUGCCCAAGCUCAGGACUUUUCGCCUUCAUUCUAACCACCUCUACUGUGACUGUAAUGUGGCCUGGCUUUCUGAUUGGCUACGUCAGAGGCCGCGAGUUGGGCUCUACACACAAUGCAUGGGACCCAGCCACCUGAGGGGUCACAAUGUUGCUGAGGUGCAAAAGAAAGAAUUUGUAUGCUCUGAUGACGAGGAAGGUCAACAGUCUUCUCCAUCCUGCAGUGUUCUACAGUGUCCGGAUUCCUGCACAUGCAGCAACAAUAUUGUGGACUGUCGUGGAAAAGGUCUGACUGAGAUUCCAACAAACCUCCCCGAAACCAUUACGGAAAUCCGCUUGGAGCAGAAUGCAAUCAAGGUCAUCCCUCCAGGAGCUUUUUCUCCAUACAAAAAACUGAGAAGAAUAGACCUGAGCAAUAACCAGAUUUCUGAAUUAGCACCAGAUGCCUUCCAGGGCCUGCGUUCUCUCAACUCCUUAGUGCUGUAUGGAAACAAAAUCACAGAACUCCCCAAAAGCCUAUUUGAGGGUCUCUUCGCACUGCAGUUACUGCUGCUUAAUGCUAACAAGAUUAACUGCCUGCGUGUGGAUGCAUUUCAAGAUCUGCACAAUCUGAACCUGCUCUCUCUUUAUGACAACAAACUCCAGACAAUUGCCAAAGGAACCUUUGCAUCUCUUCGAGCAAUUCAGACAUUGCACUUGGCCCAGAACCCAUUUAUCUGUGACUGCCAUCUGAAAUGGCUUGCUGAUUAUCUUCAUGACAACCCCAUUGAGACAAGUGGUGCCCGCUGCACCAGUCCUCGUCGGCUGGCCAACAAGAGAAUCGGUCAGAUUAAGAGCAAGAAGUUCCGCUGCUCAGCAAAUGAACAGUAUUUCAUUCCAGGAGUUCAUCAUUUCGGCUGUACCGAGGAUUACAGAUCCAAGCUUGGAGGUGAUUGCUUUGCAGACCUUGCGUGUCCCGAGAAAUGCAGAUGUGAGGGAACCACUGUGGACUGUUCCAAUCAAAAACUCACCAAAAUUCCAGAACACAUUCCUCAGUACACGGCUGAGCUACGUCUGAACAACAAUGAGUUCACAGUUCUUGAAGCAACUGGGAUUUUCAAGAAACUCCCUCAGCUCCGCAAAAUAAACUUGAGCAAUAAUAAGAUCACAGAUAUUGAGGAAGGAGCUUUUGAGGGUGCUGCUGGUGUCAAUGAGCUCAUUCUGACCAGCAACCGACUGGAAAAUGUGCAUUUCCGAAUGCUGAAAGGACUCAGUGGGCUGAGAACUCUGAUGCUAAGAAGCAAUCGGAUUAGCUGUGUGGGCAAUAACAGCUUCACUGGACUGAGCUCUGUGAGACUGCUCUCCCUCUAUGACAAUCAGAUCACCACCAUGGCACCUGGUUCCUUUGAUACACUGCACUCCCUAUCAACUUUGAAUCUACUUGCGAAUCCCUUCAACUGCAAUUGCCACCUAGCCUGGCUUGGGGAGUGGCUGAGGAAGAAGAGAAUUGUCACAGGGAAUCCCAGGUGCCAGAACCCCUACUUCCUGAAGGAGAUUCCCAUCCAGGAUGUUGCCAUUCAGGACUUCACUUGUGAUGAUGGCAAUGAUGAUAACAGUUGCUCCCCACUCGCUCGCUGUCCGGCUGAAUGUACCUGUUUAGACACUGUAGUCCGAUGCAGCAACAAAGGAUUGAAAGCUCUGCCAAAGGCCCUCCCCAAAGAAGUGACAGAACUCUAUCUGGAUGGAAACCAGUUCACUCAAGUUCCAAGAGAGCUCUCUAAUUUCAAGCAUUUAACACUCAUUGAUUUAAGUAACAACCAGAUCAGCACUUUGUCAAACCAGAGCUUCAGCAACAUGACUGAACUGCUGACUCUAAUUUUAAGCUACAAUCGACUAAGGUGUAUACCUAUCAAAGCUUUCGAUGGCUUGAAGACUCUACGGUUAUUGUCUCUUCAUGGCAACGAUAUUGCCAUUAUUCCAGAGGGGGCCUUCCAUGAUCUCUCCUCACUGUCACAUCUUGCUCUUGGUGCCAAUCCCUUGUACUGUGACUGUAACAUGCAGUGGCUUUCAGAAUGGGUAAAAUCAGGCUACAAGGAACCAGGUAUUGCUCGCUGUGCUGGGCCUGGUGAAAUGACUGACAAGCUGCUGCUCACUACCCCAUCCAAGAAGUUUACAUGUCAAGCCAUUCCGGGACCAUGUGGUUUCCUGGUGCCAGGUCCAGUGGAUGUUACCAUUCUUGCCAAGUGUAAUCCAUGUCUGUCGAACCCUUGCAGAAAUGAUGGCACAUGUAAUAAUGACCCAGUUGACUUCUACAGGUGCACAUGUCCCUAUGGUUUUAAGGGACAGGACUGUGACGUUCCUAUCCAUGCCUGCAUCAGCAAUCCCUGUGGAAAUGGUGGCACUUGUCACCUGAAGGAGGGCGAGAAGGGUGGCUUUUGGUGUAAGUGUGCUGAUGGAUUUGAAGGCGAGACUUGUGAGAUUAAUAUUGAUGACUGUGAGGAUAAUGACUGUGAAAACAACUCUACUUGCAUAGAUGGAAUCAACAAUUACACCUGUCUCUGCCCCCCUGAAUACACAGCUGCUAAUCUCAAUGAGGUGGAAAAAGGUGAGCUGUGUGAGGAAAAGUUGGAUUUCUGUGCUCCUGAGCUGAACCUCUGUCAGCAUGACUCUAAGUGCAUCUUGACACCCAAAGGAUACAAAUGUGAGUGCAUGCCUGGGUAUGUUGGGGACCAGUGUGACAUCGACUUUGAUGACUGCCAGGAAAAUAAAUGCAAAAAUGGAGCCCAUUGCAUCGAUGCAGUAAAUGGCUAUACCUGUGUGUGCCCUGAGGGAUAUAGUGGCUUAUUUUGUGAGUUUUCUCCACCAAUGGUCUUACCGCGCACAAGCCCUUGUGACAACUAUGAGUGUCGAAAUGGAGCCCAGUGCUUCGUAAAGGACACAGACCCUGAGUGCCAGUGUUUGCAGGGAUACCACGGGGAGAAGUGCGAGAAGCUUAUCAGCGUCAACUUUGUGGACAGGGAGUCCUUUCUGCAGAUCCCAUCCUCCCUGAUUGACUCACAGGCCAACAUUUCGUUGCAGAUUGCAACAGAUGAAGAUAAUGGAAUUUUGAUGUACAAAGGGGACAAUGACCACAUUGCUGUAGAGCUGUAUAGGGGACGAUUACGUGUCAGUUAUGACACUGGGUCUUAUCCACCGUCAGCUAUUUACAGUGUUGAAACAAUUAAUGACGGAAACUUCCAUGUAGUGGAACUUGUGGCUCUUGACCAGACGCUUUCUCUCUCAAUCGAUGGAGGGAGUCCCAAAAGUAUCAGCACCCUGUCCCCACAGUCCACACUGAGCCUUGAUUCGCCUCUCUAUGUCGGAGGAAUGCCUGUGAAGACAAAUGUGGCGGCACUUCGUCAAGGUCCAGGCCAGAAUGGUACAAGCUUUCAUGGGUGCAUCCGGAACUUGUAUAUCAACAAUGAGCUGCAGGAUUUCAGCAAGUUCCAGUUGCAAGCGGGGAUUUUGCCAGGGUGUGAGCCUUGCCAGAAGAAAGUAUGUGUGCAUGGAACCUGUCAUGCCACAGGACAGUCCAGCUUCACCUGCGAAUGUGAGGGGGGUUGGACUGGAGUGCUGUGUGACCAGCAAACUAACGACCCCUGUCAUGGCAACAAGUGUAUCCAUGGGACCUGUGUGUCUAUCAACGCAUUCUCAUACAGCUGCAAGUGCCAGCCAGGCUAUGGGGGUGUGUUGUGCGAUGAAGAGGAAGAUGUCUUUAACCCUUGCCAAUCCAUUAAGUGCAAACAUGGAAAAUGCAGACUUUCAGGCCUGGGCAAGCCCUACUGUGAGUGUAACAGUGGAUACACCGGAGACAGCUGUGACAGAGAGAUCUUUUGUCGAGGGGAACGGGUCCGAGAUAACUAUCAGAAACAGCAGGGGUAUGCCGCGUGCCAGACCACCAAAAAGGUCUCACGGCUAGAAUGUCGUGGAGGCUGCUCCAUCGGCCAGUGCUGUGGACCUCUAAGAAGCAAGCGCCGGAAAUACACUUUUGAAUGCACCGACGGGUCUUCGUUUGUGGAGGAAGUUGAGAAAGUGGUGAAGUGUGGCUGUACAAAAUGUCCUUCAUAAUUUUCUGUUGUGUUACAUGUCCCCCUUUUUUUAAAGGAAGAAAAAGCAAGAGUACCUUUUGACAGUGCUGGACUAAUUAAUGCUUCCAUAGUGGAAAUAUUGAAAUAUAUUGUAAAGUACAAAACAGACUUAUUUUUUAUUAUCAAGAGGAAAGAAAAAAAAACACAGAGUUGACUCUAUUCUUCAUUUGCCAUUACUCCAGGAUGUGGUACAUUUAUUUUGUUUCCGAGAAGAACUGGGUCUUGUCUGUCGCAGAUGAAGAAAUGAAGAUAACAGUUGGCCGUUUAAGGUUUUAUCAAUCGUUUUUGAUUUUCCACUUCACAUGACUUUUAGUAACUGUAUCAUGACAGACAAACGCAUCAUGAUAUGUAGUAUACAGCUUCAAAUUUCAAAAGGUGAAAGUAAAAUGAACAACAGAUACAGAGAGGAGAUAUGAUGUACAGCUACAGCCUGGUCUUCUUUACUUCGUGUUUGAUGACAGUGGUGUUUAGAAAAAUCUUUUACCUUUUGAAAAGGAAAGAACAAAGUGAAUCCCAAAGGAGGACUGUGCCUGAGAAAUCUUGUUUUUAAAUAGAAAUUUCAUUCGUUGAAACUGAUCUACUGAAGGCCAUAAACUGCAGUAUAGCGGAAAGCUUGUUGUAAAUGUGCAUUUAGUAUAUCAUGAAUUUUACUCGCACAUGUCAAUGGUACAAUAGCGGAAAUUUAAAUAUUUAGCGAGCCUUGUUUCCAGUAUUAAUUCUUUGUAAUUUAAAUGUUAAAGGGAAGGGAGGGGGGAGGGCAUAAUAAAUAUAGAUUAAUAAUGUAUGAUUAGUAAUUUGGUUUAAAGAUAAGUCUUGUCCUUUUUAUGUGUCUUCUGACUUUUGGCGCAGUAUUCAAAAUAUCACUGACAAAUAUUUAUUGUAUCAAAAAUAUGUUUACUUAUCUUUGUAGAUCUUCCCUUAUACUACAGUUUGAGUCUUUUAAUAUAUAUUAAUUUAUAUUUGUCCUGAUAUUUUUAUAUUUAAAAAGACAAUUAAAAUCAGGAUUUGGUGGGAUAGAUGAACUAACUAAUAGCAUGUCCCAUUUAGACGUUUUGUUUUUAGCUCUAUAUUUGACCACUGGUAUUGUUGUCUGCUCCUGAAUCUGUGUUACAUUUUAAACAUAAAGUGUUAAAUGUAACAGAACAUUGUAUAUUUUUGUCAAAUCUCCUCAGAAUUUGUACUGUGCCAGAAAUAAAGGUCUUUAUACUAGAUUAUAAUUGUAUAGAGGUAACUUUUCCCAACAUAUUUUACACAGAUGAAAUGGUGUUUAGAAAAUUAUCAUAGGAGAAAAUAGCUCUCUUUUUACAAACAUGAUUUUCCUUGGAGUUCCUUACCUUUUUAACAAACUACGCUAAGAAAACUGUGACUUUUUCUAAAAAAAAAAUACUUUGUUAUCCCUAUGUUUCCAAUGUUAACAUGUUGCUGCUAAAUUUGUAAUGUAGAUUUUGAUUAUAAUAUGUAUGGUAGUGGAAUGUGCUCUGCCUUCAUUAAAAAAGAGCACACUGUAUAACAAAGAUUUGUUUUCCUGACUUUUUUAUGAAAAACAAAACAAACUAGGUGUCCAUGUUAAAUGAAUUGUGUUUUGUCUUACCUGGACUAAUAUCAGUAUUGCUGCUGAUGUUUGUAAAUUAAACAGGAUCUUUACUUCA